Molecule: messenger RNA, 1596 nt
Organism: Perkinsus marinus ATCC 50983
Lineage: Eukaryota; Perkinsozoa; Perkinsida; Perkinsidae
Product: ATP-dependent RNA helicase, putative
Exons: 8
Coding region: 1-1596 (531 amino acids)
Cellular component (GO): intracellular anatomical structure
Molecular function (GO): RNA binding
Source: RefSeq, a predicted model, not a curated record
AUGCACAUCCUUCACCUACUCGCCGAGUACAGUGUGAUUAUGCUGGACGAUUUUCAUGAGAGAUCGACUCAGUUGGAUCUAUUGCUAAGUCUAUUGGUCACAAGAAUCAUGCCAAAGCGACCAAAACUAAGACUGAUUAUAUCGAGUGCUACUCUGGAUGCACUUAGCGUUCAGAAAUUUGUCGUAACGAUGUCAGUAGAAGGAAGGUGCUAUCCGGUCACCACUCAUUAUCUCACUGAAGCCUGUGCUAAUUAUGUGGCGACUGCGGUUGAGACGGUCAUCAGGAUCCAUACUAGCGAGGAAGUGCCUCCGUAUGGAGCCGACAUCCUGGUCUUUCUGACCGGUCAGGAGGAGAUCGAUGCUGCAGUAAAGUUGACGAAGGAGCGCAUCACUGAUUAUAAUCGUCCCAGUGGCGGCGGUCCCCUGGUCACCUUCGCCCUCCAUUCUGGCCUCCCUGUCGGUCUCCAACUCGAAGCAUUGAAACCUGUCUCACGUGGCAGCCGUAAAGUCGUGUAUUCCACCAACGUGGCGGAGAGCGGCGUUACUAUCCCCAAUGUCGGCUAUGUUGUCGACACGGGAUUCGUGAAGCAAGCCUUGGCAACGGUGCCUAACCACCACACACUUUUGGUCACGCCAUGCAGUAAAGAGCAGCUAGUUCAGCGGGCCGGCCGGGCUGGUCGAGUUUGCCCGGGAAUAUGCUAUCGACUGUUCUCUAAGUCUUCCCUCGGGGCCUUCCCGGACAAAACACUUCCGGAGAUCACUCGAACGCCCUCGCUUUCGUCAGUGUUGCUCCAAAUCAUAUCUCUGGGCGUUCGCAACGUUUGCUCUCUGCAGUGGUUGACCCCGCCAUCAGCACGAGCUAUGGAGGCAGCGCUUGAAGAACUACGCGUGUUAGGGUUCAUCGACGACAAAGGUAUCAUCGCAGACAAGCGUGCAGCUGAGUUGUUGCCAUUGAGUCCAGCUCAAGCCCGGCUCCUUCUGUUGUCUGUCGACUAUGGCUGCUCACUCGAAGCAGUGCAGCUCGCAGCUCUGAUGAGUAUUGACUCUAUUUGGGCCAGACCGCACAGCAGGAGUACUCGCGAGCGUCUAGCAGCGUGUAAGCGUUCACUUGGUGUCCAUGAAGGCGAUAUGCUAACAAUGAUUAACGUGUAUCGAGAAUGGCGGGAGAACGAGACGUCCCCUGAUGGUGACACAGACUGGGCUCAUCGCCAUAUGGUGCAUGUUGGAUCGAUGUCUCGGGCUGCUAAGAUCGCCAGUGUUGUUCGCCGACAGCUCUGUCAAGUUCUCAUUGAUUCUGGGAUGGAUGCUGCUAAAGCUCAGUCGAAGGUGGACGAGUCUUGCGGUGAUGAUAUCGAGCCGCUCUGUCGCUGCAUCUGUGGUGCUUUCGCAGCGAAUGCGGCCUCACAGGCACCUGUGACAGGACAGCAGAGUGUCCUCUAUGGUGUCCAGAGACCUCCAAACUAUGUCGUCUACAGCCAUGGCGUCGAUACUGGUUCUAACAAUGGUGCUUACGAGAUGAUUCACAUAAGCCAGAUCGACAGUCAAUGGCUGGUUGAUGUAGCGCCUACUCUUUAUCGACCUGUCAAGCGUAAGUAA